UCCAUCCUCCGUCAAAAUACGAGAAAAUCUCAUCAAAAAACCCCACAAAAACCAAACAAUUCUUUAUUAUACACUAACUUGAAGGAUAUGUAUCCUUAGUACAGUUAUCUUUCUGUCUGUCAGGCUUCUAAGAAGCUCGAGAAUAGUAGAACUUGUUCUAAUUUUUGACUAUGAACGGACACGCGCCAAACUCAAACUUCAACUUGGCUUCGCCACAAUCUUCAAUACCAAGAAGAGCCAUUUCUCCUUCUCCUCGCUCACCUCAGUCUGCAGGUUUGAGCUAUCCUAAUAUCAAACAGAGAGGGUAUUAUUCGGAUAUAUUGGCUGAAGGAGCCAGACACGAUGUUGGGGAUAUUGCUGUGGGGCCAGCAGCAGCCCAAAGCACUUUAUGGAAAGCCGCAAAGGUUAAACAUACUCCAAAAGUGAAUACCUUCAAGGGCCCUGAAAACCUAGAAUCUUUGAAUGAAGUUCUCAAAGACCAAUACCACGGUCCAACUUCUGCUCCUAUUACAGUAUCAAGUUUUCCAUCAAAAGCUUGGGAACCUAAGGUUCAACUUCCAUAUAAAACAGAGACUGGCCAAGUACCCAGAAAAAUUGAGAUUGAAAGGCGGAAGCGCAUCUAUGCCAAACAAGACAUUGAUAGUCUACUGGAAGAGUUUGGUGUUAAUACAGCUGAUCUUAUGCCUAAAGAAGACUUAAACAUGUCAGUCAACUUGACCGGUUUAACCAAUGGUGACCCAGCUCCUUUCCCUCAUUUUCUGCCACUCCACAUCUUUGAUGACACAGAGUAUGACACAAGGACACCCCAAGAGUGGAUGAAUCUGGGUUUGUCUGAUGGAGUAGCUAAACCUGUUCCAGGAAAGGCACUGUUACCAACAGGGUUUGGUGAAAAUGGUGCAAAAGAGUAUGAAUGGGUUGAUGUUGGGGCAUUAGCCUAUGAUGUGGAGACUGAACUAUUCCUUGUAAGACUAGUAGGCUCCAAAGGAUUGCAGCAUAACGUUGUGCCUGAGGAGAUCAAAGUUAGGGCUGUGGUUACUAACCCAUUGGAGGAGCGACCACCAUCUCCUAAGCGUCAAAGGAAAAUCACAGAAAGUCCAUUUCAAGUGCCAAGGAUAAGGUUAUUAUUUGCGGCAGAAGAUCCUGUGAUAUUUGCUGAACGUGUUGCCAAGGCAUUUGCAUCGAGGAGUGAGACUGAAUCUUUGUUGCGGUACAACUUGUACAUUGAUUGCAUGCCAAUAGAUGGUGUUCCAAGACUGGAUACUUGCUCUAUAGACAGGAUGGUCAACUGGGCAAGAGAGACACGCACACUUAGAAAAGACAGGAACCUGGAAGAACACAUUCGUUUACUUUGCAAGGAAGUACAAAUAGACUUUGCCCGUUCCAUGAACAAGAUAACAUUUGACAGGGUGGUAUCAACCAAGAGGGACAUGUUCCCUUAUGUGACCAUCCAAGAGAAAGAAGAAGAAGUCAUUCCUGAAAGAGGUUUCCAUCCAGAUGUACCAACAUACCCCUUUGAUGAAAAGUUUGACAACUUUGCAUUCAACUCUCUCCUCACAAGAGAAGAAUCUAUUGUUGCUCUGGGAAAAGUGAUAACUGAAUGUAACAAGGUGUCAUCCAUGUCUGUGUUCCAAGUCCCAGUCACGAAAAGCAUGAAGAUUGAAGAGUUUGAGCAAGCUCAGGCCCAAGUCAGCUCACAGGUGCAGAUCUUUCUGCGUGACAGCUGGCUCAAUACCUUACGAACAGCCAUCAGAAGUAGUUUGCUUGAUGUUGGCAAGGGCUGGUUCAAUAUGGAUGAAAAGAAUUGGGAGGUUUACAAAAUCUCCAAGUUAUCCAAGUUUAUGGAGCUUGUAAAAUUUGCUAUGCAGGAUUCAUUGAGGUAUCUGGUGCAGGACUCACUGGCUGCCUUCACUAAUAUGAUCCUUGAUGCCUGCUACAUGGUGAGAGACCUACCAGAUGAUAUGGAAUGGACCACAGACAUCAAUAGUAGUCCACUCAAGCCCAAGAAGAAUGCCUUAUUUUUGCUUGACCUUACCAUGGAAAAGGGUAAAGUGACCUACAAUACUGACCUAGAAAGCUUUGAACGUGUGGUCAUCAAUUUGUUUGAUAAAGGCAUUUCCUGCACAAAG
This is a messenger RNA of Actinia tenebrosa (Australian red waratah sea anemone), 2126 nucleotides long. RefSeq names its product dynein axonemal heavy chain 1. NCBI's taxonomy places the organism in Eukaryota, Metazoa, Cnidaria, Anthozoa, Actiniaria, Actiniidae. The record is from RefSeq and is a predicted model, not a curated record. Gene Ontology annotation, molecular function: dynein intermediate chain binding; ATP binding; dynein light intermediate chain binding. Gene Ontology annotation, biological process: microtubule-based movement. Gene Ontology annotation, cellular component: dynein complex.